Molecule: messenger RNA, 1378 nt
Organism: Micromonas commoda
Lineage: Eukaryota; Viridiplantae; Chlorophyta; Mamiellophyceae; Mamiellales; Mamiellaceae
Exons: 1
Coding region: 142-1293 (383 amino acids)
Source: RefSeq, a predicted model, not a curated record
AGCGUCGGGACCCUGGAGCGUUUGAUCCGGCGCCUGUGGGGCCUGCCCACCGGUCGUGGGUUCUACGCGGAGCACCCGAGCAGACCGAAUGCGAAGCGCGUUCCUGGAUACCUGGAGAACGUCAACGGGGCUACGACCCUCAUGCGGAAGGAUACGUGGGCGGACGUCGAGGCCGCGAAGGCGACCAAGUACGAAAUGAGCGCGCCGCUGUCAUCGAAAGCGGGACCGAGAGAGUACGAGAGACGAUUGGCGCACGAUUUCAACGUCCACUCCAGGGAAAACAUCAUCAACAGCACCUCCGGCGGGGGCGCCUACGAGGGAGUUGACGAUUGCCAGAUGUCCGUGAGCCUCGCGGAGGAUGUGUGGCACCUUCUGACCGUGGACAUGUCACUGCAGCGGUUGCUCGCGCUUGAGAUUGUCCUCGAGUUUAGCUUCAUGCUCAUCUCAUCCGUCUUGCUGUGCGUCAUCGCCGUGUGCGAAGGGAACACUCUGGACUCUGAGAUAAUGAAUCAGAAAUUACUGCUCUCCCUCACGACGGUUCGUAUAUCCAGUGACUCGAUUUACGGCUGGCAGGAGCGCGCGCCGUCGACGAAACCGGAGAUCGCGAUGCUCGCGUUGCUCGGGUGGGCGCACUGGCUGCUUCUAUCCGUCGCCGGGGCGGUCAUCGUCGCCAGGGCGUUGAAGCCCCUGCAGCAAGUCGUGUUCGCGCCCGACUGCGUGUACAACGACGAGUUUUUGUCGAUCCGAAUGAUGAUACUCAGGAAGCACGUCAUACUGUACGACCUGCAGGUGCGGAUACAGGCGUUCUCCGGCGGCGAGAUCAUGGACCUGCCUUUAUCCACGGGAACCACCGGAUACGCGCGGUGGACCGGCGUGUUCCCGCUCACGAUGAAGCACAACAUCGACGAAAACUCACCGAUCACCAAAAAAGGGAUGGACAAGAUCACGAACAUCGCCGUCACCGUGACCGCCAUAGACAGCGACGGCAAGCCGGUGUACGCGGUGGCGGAGUACUACAAUCCGCGCGGGUGGAUCGCGGGUCGGCCGGAGUUCCAGGGCUGGUUCGCGAAGAAGGCGUGCUACCCUAGAAUGCUGCGGGGGAGGUUUGGCGAUCAAUUUCGCUUCUUCAAGGUACCCAACGACAGCGGGAUGAGGCACCCGACGAUGCCGGAAACUACGCACGACGAUCAGGCGACAGUGAACGAGCCAGUGACGGGCCCCCCGGUGUUCUUGCUGGACUUUGACAACUUCCACGUGGUGCACAACGAGCCCGACGCCGACUCGCCGGUGUGAUGACGGAUGAACGGGUUGACACUUUCAGGUUGAUUAAUAUAGACCUUAGCAGGUGCGAAUAUUAAGCGCGAGCGUUGCGGCGUCG